AUGUUAUCCCUUACCCUCGCCCUCGUGCUUUUUCUCAACCUCGUUCUCGCCGCUCGCUCCCCGGGCUGUGGUAAAUCCGCAACCAUAAAAUCCCAAACCUACAGCACAACCAUAAACGGAAAAUCCCGCCAAUACAUCAUCCGUCUCCCAAACAACUACAACAACACCCGUGCCUACCGUCUCAUAUUCACAUGGCAUCAACUCGGCAGCUCCGCCUCGUCCAUCGCUGCCGGUGAAGAUCCCAACAAAGGCGGUGUCCUCGCAUACUACGGUCUCCCACCCCUUGCAAACGAAUCCGCCAUCUUCGUGGUCCCGAACGGGAUCAGCAAUGGCUGGGCAAACAGCGGAGGUGAAGAUGUGAGCUUCUAUGAUAAAAUGAGGGACACUGUGGAAAACGACUUGUGUGUCGACACCUCUCUUCGAUUCCACACCGGAUUCAGCUACGGCGGUGGCAUGUCCUUCGCCAUCGCUUGCGCCAGGGGCAAAGAAACACGUGCAGUGGCAGUUAUCUCGGGCUCUCAACUAUCUGGCUGCGCUGGAGGAAAUGACGGAGUUGCAUAUUAUGGACAGCAUGGAACAAAGGAUAGUGUGUUGCCUGUUGCAAACGGUCGAGCUUUGAGAGACAAGUUUGUCAAGAACAACGGAUGCACUGCUGUCACUGAGACUCAACCUGGAAGUAAUGGAAAGAGUGUGAAGACAGUUUACAAGGGAUGUAAGGAAGGAUUGCCUCUUACCUGGGUGAUUCAUGGGGGAGAUCACAACCCAAGUCAGACUGAUUCGGGGAGUUCGAAGCCGUUUGCGCCAGGGAAUAGUUGGGAGUUCUUUGAACAGUUUAAGUCGGUUUGA
Messenger RNA from Glarea lozoyensis ATCC 20868, 846 nucleotides. RefSeq names its product alpha/beta-Hydrolase. Gene Ontology annotation, molecular function: feruloyl esterase activity. The transcript has a single exon. The record is from RefSeq and is a predicted model, not a curated record. The coding region runs from base 1 to 846 and encodes 281 amino acids. NCBI's taxonomy places the organism in Eukaryota, Fungi, Ascomycota, Leotiomycetes, Helotiales, Helotiaceae.